AUGUCAGCCCGCCCACCCAUGAUGGGCCCCUUCUUCGCCUUCGGCUCCCUCCCAUUUAUGGACAUGCACGACUGGGCCAGAUCCACCUCCUACGAGUCCAGACAAAGAGAGCAAGCCAGAAUUGCCCGCAAGUUCAACGAGCGACGCUACAGAGCCGAGAAAGCAGCGGCUGAAGCAAGGGCCCGGCAGCGCGAAGCCCUCCUCCAGCAAGCCAAGCUCGAGCAACGCGACUUCAUCGUCGCCUCCAAGAUGCCUGAGCUCGUCGAGAACCUCCGCAUCGCAGCCGACGACAGACUCGAGAAGUAUCUCCUCAAGCUCCGCCAGCGUGACCAUCUGGAACUCGCGUCGAGGGAUAUGUGGCUGAUCAAUCCAUCGGUCUUCGACUACCAGCCCUGCGAACUCUGCCCAGAUGAGAUGGCCUACCCAAAGACAUUGCCGUGCCGAGGCAAGCACCAGUUCUGCGAGAAGUGCAUCAUCAAGCGCUUCGAGGAGUCGAGCGAGAAGGUCUUGAAGUGCCCGACGUGCCGCGAGGACGUGGAUCAGUGGUAUAUGGACCGAAAGACGAAGAUUUGCAGCAAGCAGGUGAAGGCGUUCCAGAAGGCGAUUAAGAAGGUGAUCGUGGCGGCGGAGAAGCAGGUGGGGAUCGAGAGAAAGUGGUGGUGGAGUGGACCGACGGCGGAGGAGAUCGAAGCUUGGCAAUUCAGAGAGUGGUGA
Messenger RNA from Fulvia fulva, 714 nucleotides. RefSeq lists its product as uncharacterized. Bases 1 to 714 code for a protein of 237 amino acids. Gene Ontology annotation, molecular function: metal ion binding. NCBI's taxonomy places the organism in Eukaryota, Fungi, Ascomycota, Dothideomycetes, Mycosphaerellales, Mycosphaerellaceae. The record is from RefSeq and is a predicted model, not a curated record. The transcript has a single exon.